GCCGUUAAUUUCAAUGUCAGACAUAUCUGAAUCUGAUCUCACACUCCACUUUCAAAAUAAUAAUCAAACACUAAAAAAAAAAAUACAGAACACAUUAGGUUAGGUGGCCACGUUUGUUUGUUCAUCAUUCUCCCUCUUACGUUUUAACCUCACUGACCUAACCUCUGUGUUCUCAUCAAUGGCGACUCUCUGCUUCCACUCUCCCUCCAAACCCAUCUCCUAUUUCCCCCCCAAAUCGAAACCAUCGCCUCCUCCCCUCUCCACCAAACCCUCCUUCUUCUUCCGAUGCAGAGCCUCCGUCCAAACCCUCGUCGCCGUCGAACCGGAGCCCGUUUUCACCUCCGUCAAAACCUUCGCCCCGGCCACCGUCGCCAACCUAGGACCGGGCUUCGAUUUCCUAGGAUGCGCCGUCGACGGCCUCGGCGACCACGUGACUCUCCGCGUCGACCCCUCCGUCCGCGCCGGCGAGGUCUCCAUCUCCGAGAUCACCGGAACAACGACCAAACUCAGCUCGAACCCUCUCCGGAACUGCGCCGGGAUCGCCGCCAUCGCCACGAUGAAGAUGCUGGGGAUCAGAUCGGUCGGGCUGUCUCUGGAUCUGCACAAGGGUCUUCCUUUAGGGAGCGGUCUUGGUUCCAGCGCGGCGAGCGCCGCGGCGGCGGCCGUGGCGGUCAACGAGAUCUUUGGCCGGAAGCUAGGGAAGGAGGCGUUGGUUUUAGCCGGUUUGGAGUCGGAGGCGAAAGUCUCCGGUUAUCACGCCGAUAACAUCGCCCCGGCGAUCAUGGGCGGUUUUGUUCUGAUAAGGAGCUACGAGCCGCUUGAUCUGAAGCAGCUGAGGUUCCCGGAGGAUAAAGAGCUCUUCUUCGUCCUGGUGAGCCCCGAGUUCGAAGCUCCGACCAAGAAGAUGAGAGCUGCUUUGCCUACGGAGAUUCCCAUGGUUCACCACGUGUGGAACAGUAGCCAGGCGGCUGCUCUGGUGGCGGCGGUGCUGGAGGGAGACGCGGCGAUGCUCGGGAAGGCUCUGUCGUCGGAUAAAGUGGUGGAGCCGACGAGGGCUCCGUUGAUUCCCGGGAUGGAGGCGGUGAAGAAGGCGGCUUUGGAAGCUGGGGCGUUUGGGUGUACGAUCAGUGGGGCUGGACCGACGGCGGUGGCGGUGAUUGAUGCGGCGGAGAAAGGGGAGGAGAUCGGGGAGAGGAUGGUGGAAGCGUUUAUGAGAGGUGGAAACUUGAAGUCUGUUGCGUCUGUGAAGAAGCUUGAUAAGGUUGGUGCUAGGCUUGUCAGUAGCAUCUCCAGGUGAUUUGCUGAUGUUUUGAAAAAAAUUAUGAGAUUUGGAGUAGUUCUUCCUUCCUCUGUAUAAGUUGUUGCAGAUGGAUAAUAAAAGAUUCCAAACUUUGAACUUUGUAUCCCACAAAGAUCUAUGAGACACUGUUCUCUGACACAUUGAUUAGAUAGGUCAUUGUGGGCUUGAUGGGACGUUUGAUACGGUGUUCAGUGGUGUAGGAGUCUGUGAUUUCAAAUAAAACUGUUGUAGCUCUCCUGUGUUUCGAAUGAAUUGGUGAUCUGUGAGUUUAGUUAA
Raphanus sativus (radish) is the source of this 1576-nucleotide messenger RNA. RefSeq names its product homoserine kinase. The record is from RefSeq and is a predicted model, not a curated record. Bases 179 to 1297 code for a protein of 372 amino acids. The transcript has a single exon. Gene Ontology annotation, biological process: L-threonine metabolic process. Gene Ontology annotation, molecular function: ATP binding; homoserine kinase activity. Lineage: Eukaryota; Viridiplantae; Streptophyta; Magnoliopsida; Brassicales; Brassicaceae.